AUGUUGUUAAAUGGCGGGGAGAAACCCCUGACUAGGGGCACAUCAUGGGUGUGGAAUAAAAAAGUUUUGCGCUUUGUUGUUGCCAUCUGUUUGGUGGGCGGCUUUGCUUUCUUUUUGUGGCCUCAUGUUGAGGGGCAAGAAGAGGCUGUCAAGGAUUCGGUUUCCAACAUCACUAUCACCUCGGGGGUCCAAUGUAAGCCCGACUUCGAUGUACUCCGUCGCCUCGAAAUUCAGAAACUCUCCGACUAUGUGAAACGGGAAGUGGUGGCCGUGCCAACAACUGGUACAUUACCCAUCAGACAACGCCUGGAGACAACUUUGUUUGAGCACUUCGAGGGCCACGACCACACCUUAACCCGGCAGUCGCAGGACGAUUGUUCGGUCUCGCCGCCAAUCUCCCUCCAGGUUUCUAAGUCACUUGGCAAAGCGAAUGCGUCGCAUAUCGACUUUGGCGUGGCGACAACGCUAGAUCGAUUGAAUGACUCGCUCGAUGCAUUCUAUCACUGGGCUGGCCAUACGCACACCCGCAUUUUCGCUCUCAUUGAGCCGGACGAAGAAAAGAAAAUCAGUGAGGUCCUAGUGAAGGCGAAUGCACUUGGGAUCAAUUUACAUGUGACCCAAUUGGAUGAAGAAUACCAGCGUCGGUACUUCUCAUUAGUCUCCCACCUGUCACAUAAUGUGCGAUCGGAGACGCAAUGGGCCUGCAUUAUUGAUGAUGAUACGUUCUUCCCAUCGAUGACAGGAUUGGUGAAGGCUCUUGGAGAAUACGAUGCAAACCAGCCCAUGUACGUCGGGGGCGUGUCGGAGAGUCUUCCGCAAGUUGGGAGCUUUGGCUUGAUGGGUUUUGGCGGCGCUGGUGUCUUCCUGUCCCGCCCUCUUCUUCAGCAGAUUAGCAAGCCGGAGGUUUUCAAUGAAUGCGCCAAUUCUCCGCACACUGGUGACCGCAGGAUUUCUGUCUGCAUUUACCAGCAUACCCUCACUCGCUUGACCAUCCAUCCCGGUUUGCGACAACUGGACCUUACCGGUGAUCUCUCUGGAUUCUUCGAGUCACAGCGGCCCCCACCACUCUCUGUGCAUCACUGGAAGUCAUGGUUCCAUUCCGAUAUGGCCAAAAUCGGCAUUGUUGGCGAACUGUGCGGUGAUAGCUGUCGCCUGCAACAGUUUAAGUUUGCAGACGGAUGGAUCCUUACUAACGGGUACUCAGUGGUGAAGUACGGCGCUAAGGUUGAUCCUGACGAUAUUUCCAUGGAGAUAACCUGGGAUGCCCAAAAUGGCGAGAUGUAUCUCCAUGCGCUCGGCCCCCUACGCCCCAAGGACGCGGAUAAGUUCAGCUACUUGCUAGCAGACUCGGUUCUAGACGGAAACAAGGUACGACAAUAUUACAUCCAUCACGAUUCCAAGAACGGAGAUCAGGUUUUGGAGUUGGUAUGGCAAACUUGA
Molecule: messenger RNA, 1440 nt
Organism: Aspergillus tanneri
Lineage: Eukaryota; Fungi; Ascomycota; Eurotiomycetes; Eurotiales; Aspergillaceae
Product: glycosyltransferase family 31 protein
Exons: 1
Coding region: 1-1440 (479 amino acids)
Cellular component (GO): membrane
Molecular function (GO): acetylglucosaminyltransferase activity
Source: RefSeq, a predicted model, not a curated record